AUGGCCAGCAAUCUUUCCCAACCUGAUCCCGUGCAGCUCUGCUAUGAGAAUGUGAACAGAUCUUGUAUUAAAUCUCCCUACUCGCCUGCAUCUCGGGUGAUUCUGUAUGCAGUGUUCGGCUUUGGGUCUUUAUUGGCUAUCUUUGGAAACUUCUUGGUGAUGACUUCAGUUCUUCACUUCAAGCAGCUGCAUUCGCCAGCCAAUUUCUUGAUCGCCUCUCUGGCCUGCGCGGACUUUCUGGUGGGAGUGACCGUGAUGCCCUUCAGCAUGGUCAGGUCCGUGGAGAGCUGCUGGUACUUUGGAGCCAGAUUCUGUGCCCUUCACAGCUCCUGUGAUGUGGCAUUUUGUUACUCUUCUCUCUUCCACUUGUGCUUCAUCUCCAUCGACAGGUACAUUGCUGUGACUGACCCACUGGUCUAUCCCACCAAGUUUACGGUGUCUGUGUCAGGGGUCUGCAUCAGCAUCGCCUGGAUCCUGCCCAUGGUGUACAGCGGAGCUGUGUUCCUCACGGGUGUCAGUGACGACGGGAUGGAGGAAUUAGUAAGUGCUCUCAACUGUAUAGGCGGUUGUCAAAUUGUUGUAAAUCAAGAAUGGGUUUUGAUAAGUGUUCUGGUAUUUUUUAUACCUUCCCUCAUUAUGGUAAUUCUUUAUGGGAAGAUUUUUAUUGUAGCUAAACAACAAGCUCUAAAAAUUGAAAACACUGGCAGCAAAGCAGAAUCAGAGAGCUAUAAAUCCAGAGUGGCCAAGAGAGAGAGAAAAGCAGCUAAAACCCUGGGGGUCACAGUAGUAGCAUUUAUGAUUUCAUGGUUACCAUAUACAAUUGAUAUAUUAAUUGAUGCCCUUAUGGGUUUCAUAACCCCUGCCUAUAUUUAUGAGAUUUGCUGUUGGGGUGCCUAUUACAACUCAGCCAUGAACCCUUUGAUUUAUGCUUUAUUUUACCCUUGGUUUAGGAAAGCCAUGAAAGUUAUUUUAAGUGGGGGAUUUUUUAAAGAUAGUUCAUCAACCAUUAGUUUAUAUUCAGAAUGA
Molecule: messenger RNA, 1026 nt
Organism: Cervus elaphus (red deer)
Lineage: Eukaryota; Metazoa; Chordata; Mammalia; Artiodactyla; Cervidae
Gene: TAAR8
Product: trace amine associated receptor 8
Exons: 1
Coding region: 1-1026 (341 amino acids)
Biological process (GO): G protein-coupled receptor signaling pathway
Cellular component (GO): membrane
Molecular function (GO): trace-amine receptor activity
Source: RefSeq, a predicted model, not a curated record